ACGUUACAAUCUGCAAUUCCUUCCUACGGCUUACGGUUUACAAAUUAUGCAGUUAUGCGCCCUAAACUGGAUUAAUGUUUGACACGCAUGCCGGUCAUAGGAAAUCAUAUCUUCUCCACAAUGUGGAGUAGAUGGCUAGUCAGCGCUCCAGUCAUAUUACUCUAUUACCAAAUAGUAUUAACAAUAAUAAAUUGCCUUAGCACAGUGCCACUGGCAGCUGAAGCUGCCUACAAUAGUGGUCGUGGUGGUGGUGAUUUCAUCAGUGGCAGUAGUGGUAGUAGCAGUGGUAUUAGCAGCACUGGAAUAAGUAAUAAUAGGCAUCUUCGCUAUAGCGACAGCCUUAGUGAUACAUAUAGCAAUAGUUACGAUAGCAUAAGUGAUAAUAGUUAUGAUGAUCAUCUACCUGCCCCCGAACCCCUGCUACCAUCCUUAUCCGCCCCCUAUCAGCAUCGCAGUCAAAGUUAUAAAAUCAGUCCGAAACCAUGUCAGAUUGGUAACAUUGACGGAACCUGCAUGUUCGUCUGGGAGUGCAUCAAGUCCGAGGGUCAACACGUUGGCAUGUGUGUUGACACAUUUAUGUUUGGAUCGUGUUGUGCGCACAAUCUUACCCAAAAUGUUGUGUUGCCUCAGACUUUCUCGUUCACACGACCACCACCAUCGCUUACCUCGUCGGCCUAUCAGCCGUCAUCGUCGGGGGGACAUCAUCAUAAACCCAGACCACCAUCGAGUAUAAGUGGAGUAACAACAAUCGAACGACCGCAUGGUGCUGGCACUCUUGUGGUCCGUCAUCCGCCUGGACCCCAUCAUCAAACUGUCAUCACCCAUCACCAUGGUAGUAGCAAUUACUAUCAACCGCAAUAUCAAAAGCCAGUCACAACUUCAUCAUCAUCAACAUCGUCUCCAUUAUCGGGUCCAACGUCGACCCUCACAUUUGUGUCAACAACGAAGAAUCCUAGUCUUACCAAUUCAUUAGUUGAUAUGGAAACAUCUGCCAGUAUUUCUUCAAGUCUUUGGAAUACAUCACCGCAGACAGUACAAUGGCAUAUGACGACCGAACCGAAUUUCAUAACGAAACCAAGGCCUCCGAUAUGGGAGAAGCCAUCGAAACCAAUCAAACCUUCGAAGAAGCCUAUUCAAACGCAGGCUUCGUUUAUGACGACACGAAGACCAAUCGUCACAUCGGGCAAUUUCCCAACCAAAACGAAACCUCAGACUCUUGGAACAAAACCAACAAAACCUGUGACAACAACUCGACCCUAUUCACCAUACUCCAGCAGUUCGACCAUUUCCGCCAUUUCUUCUACGACCUCCCGACCGAUUUCCUCAUCAACCCAAUACAACCCAUCAACUUAUCAUUCAUCCCCAUAUUCCUAUCCAACUUAUGCCUCACCUCUAACCUUCAAACCAACAAAAGCUCCCAUCAAACUUACCACAACCACGUCAAGUAUUUUCCCCGUUCGACUAACUCCACCACCUCUAAACCUCACAACCAUCGAAUCCAAUGAAAUCCUAAACCAUGUCACAACGAAUGACAAUCCCAUAAAGACAAUUUCUGCAGCUCGAAGUGAAUGUGGUGUCCCAUCUUUAGCUAGACCGGAAACCCGGAUUGUUGGUGGCAAGAGUGCUCCAUUUGGACGAUGGCCUUGGCAGGUGUCAGUUCGGCGGACAUCAUUCUUUGGCUUUUCCAGUACACAUCGUUGCGGUGGAGCGUUGAUUAAUGAAAACUGGAUCGCAACCGCUGGCCAUUGUGUCGAUGAUCUUUUAACAUCACAAAUCCGCAUUCGUGUUGGAGAAUAUGAUUUCUCUCACGUCCAAGAACAACUGCCAUACAUUGAACGUGGUGUUUCGAAAAAAGUUGUCCAUCCAAAGUAUAACUUUUUUACGUACGAGUAUGAUUUGGCGUUGGUGAAACUGGAGCAGCCGCUAGAGUUUGCUCCGCAUGUUAGCCCAAUUUGUUUGCCGUCGACGGAAAGUCUGCUGAUUGGAAUGAAUGCAACUGUUACAGGUUGGGGUCGAUUAAGUGAGGGUGGCACAUUGCCAUCAGUUUUGCAAGAGGUAUCGGUACCGAUUGUUAGCAAUGAUCGUUGCAAGUCGAUGUUUCUGCGAGCCGGACGACAGGAAUUCAUUCCGGAUAUAUUCCUUUGUGCUGGCUAUGAAACUGGCGGACAAGAUUCAUGUCAGGGUGAUUCUGGUGGACCAUUGCAGGUUAAAUCACAAGAUGGUAGAUUUUUCCUGGCUGGAAUUAUAUCAUGGGGUAUUGGAUGUGCUGAAGCAAACUUGCCUGGUGUCUGUACGAGGAUAUCAAAAUUUGUUCCUUGGAUUAUGGAAAAUGUUGUAUAAUGGACUGAACAGAAAAA
This is a messenger RNA of Episyrphus balteatus (marmalade hoverfly), 2357 nucleotides long. RefSeq names its product serine proteinase stubble-like. NCBI's taxonomy places the organism in Eukaryota, Metazoa, Arthropoda, Insecta, Diptera, Syrphidae. The transcript is spliced from 10 exons. Bases 88 to 2340 code for a protein of 750 amino acids. The record is from RefSeq and is a predicted model, not a curated record. Gene Ontology annotation, biological process: proteolysis. Gene Ontology annotation, molecular function: serine-type endopeptidase activity.